This is a messenger RNA of Polychytrium aggregatum, 717 nucleotides long. RefSeq lists its product as uncharacterized. Bases 1 to 717 code for a protein of 238 amino acids. NCBI's taxonomy places the organism in Eukaryota, Fungi, Chytridiomycota, Chytridiomycetes, Polychytriales. The transcript is spliced from 2 exons. The record is from RefSeq and is a predicted model, not a curated record.
AUGGGCGCGAGCCCCGCAAGCCUUGCUGGUCUGUGGUUGUUUGCCGACAAGCCGAGCGAGGUCGGCGAUGGCCUUGUGGGUUUGUACACCGGGCUGGGGGCCAGCCGUGGAAGGCGCAGUUCCCACGGCCCAACCACCAACCUCCACGGGGCGCCGCAGACCGAGACUGCCCGAUCACAGCCCGGCCCGAGGGUUGCGGGCGGUGCUGUCGCUGUCGAUAUCGCUGCGGCGCCUGCCCGAGAGCCGCCAGCGAUGUGCCAGCGAUGUGCCAGCAAUAGCGCCAAGCAUCGGUGCCAGCAAUGUCGUCAAGCACUGUCGCAGGACAGAGUCGCUGACCGAGAUGCCCGGUCGCCGAUGGCACUGCUCGUUGCCAAGAAGCGUGGGGUCGAUCGCCAAGACAAGACCGCACUCUCCUUGUCGGCCCCGCCAACGGCGUGCCCGCACAUGGCUCUCGACCUUGCAACAGACCCUGGCUCGGGCCGGCCACCCUGGUCGUUGGGCAGCCAUGGCACGGGGCGGCGGACGAGCCAUGCGACUCAUGCAAUCUCUGCCAUGCGACUCAUGCAAUCCCGGCCAUUCGUCAUCAUCGUCAGGGUCGGCAACAGCGCGGGGCUCCCAUUCAGCAUGCAGGCGUUCGCCGCGAUAUGGCCGCUGAGCAGUAUUGGGUGGUUCGGGACCGUCUCCUCAUACCGAUGGUAUCUGCGGCAGCUCCAAUGA